Peronospora matthiolae is the source of this 480-nucleotide messenger RNA. Lineage: Eukaryota; Oomycota; Peronosporomycetes; Peronosporales; Peronosporaceae. The record is from the annotation of a GenBank genome assembly.
AUGGAGCACUGGACCGCUCACUGGAUGGCUGCGACUGCAAUUCUGGAUGAUCGAGAGUUUACGAUUAUUAAUGUGUACGCGCCCGUGCUGAGGUCCGAGCGGGAGAAGCUGUUUCAAUCGCUCGAACACGUGGUAUCCAGUGUCGAUAGUCCGGUGUUUCUUUGCGGCAAUUUCAAUUGCACGCUUUUAGAUUCUCGCGAUCGGUCUUACACUUCUCGCUGGAACAGCCAUGACCCUCCGGCACUGCGCCGCCUUCUGGAUUGCGGCGGCUUAACUGAUGUUUUGGAUGACGACAUCGACGACCACGAUUCGGACAUUGAUUGGCGAGUCAAACAUCACACGUAUUUCUAUACGAUGCCGGGUGGGCGUGAGGCAAGCUGUCGACUUGACCGGUGGUACUGCUCGGCCGUCGACGGAGAAUGGGUACGCGUAAUCGGCACGUCUAUUCCUGGUCCUUUCUCCGAUCACAACGGUGUUUAA